Messenger RNA from Caenorhabditis sp. 36 PRJEB53466, 2629 nucleotides. Lineage: Eukaryota; Metazoa; Nematoda; Chromadorea; Rhabditida; Rhabditidae. The record is from the annotation of a GenBank genome assembly.
AUGAUGUCCAUUGUGUCGUUGACCGAUCUGAGCGCCAAACUCGUCGCCCAGAGCAUUAUCGACGGUUAGUUUCAGGCCAUUUAGGCAAAAAAUCAAUAGCACGUUCAUGUUUAGAAAGAUUCCGGCCGUCGACGAUCGAUUGGCGGGUGCCCAACGGCAACAAAGUGUUCGCAGAAGCGCUGACGAUAUGGUCGAACUUGGAGAAGAGCGAACGAUUGGCAAAAGAGACGCUCGUGCUCCGAGAGCUGUCGCACCUCGAGAUCACGAAGGUAGACUUCAGCGAGACGCCGCUCCACAGCCGAUUCUUCCCGCUUCUUCUGAAACAGUCGUUGAUCUCGCUGACGAUCGGGUACGAAGGAAGUGCGGCGAACGGAGACGAGAAUGAGACCGUUGGAGAUGGUAACCGCUUCUGCUCAUCUCAUUUUUCAAAACGCUCUUUUUUCAGAAGUCAGUCAAAUGGGUAUUGUCACGUUGCUGGAGAGUAUCUCAAGUGGGGCAACACGUGAAAACCUCCAACACUUGGACAUCGCCUCGGUCGGUGCGCGUCGAUUUGGGCGAACAUGGACGGAACAAGUCGGCGACAUGUUUCGAAAUUUACAAAGUCUAAACGUGACCAUAACACACGCUGAAGAGUAUCAGCGCUUCGGACAGGCCACCAAUUUUCCAACUUGAAGUCGCUCACAAUGACCGACACCAUCCGAUCACAGCAAAUCGCGCCGAUUUGUAGUCUCGAGCAUCUCGAAAUUCUGCGAAUCGACGGCAUCGAAGAUGUGACGGAUGUGACGGAACUGUUCAAAUUGCAAAAGUUGCGAGUGCUGAGUGUUCCGUGGUAGCACAUUUUCAAUUUGUAUCCGCACACAUUGACCCAUUUUCAGCACAAAACGUGAAGACUGUCAAUUCAUUCGACUGUUCCGAGAGUGUCUGGAGGACGGACUCCGACUGCCCGAACUGCGAUACUUUGAGUGCUCCGAAGUGUCGAUUGACAUUCCGUACACAUUGAUGAUCAGCAGCUUUCCGAAACUCGAACACUGUACAUUCAUGGGUAAGUCGAUUCAAAAACUGUCUCUAGUUUGCUAGAGUGCACAAAGACAAACACUGAAAAGUACAAUAUUUAGGAAGCGCUCAGGCAGUCGGAAACUUGGCUCACCACAAUCUUGACACCAUCGGAGAGACUCUAAACGUCAUGGAGCACUAUAUAAGCGUCAAGUGCUUCGUCAUGCAGGCACUCGUUCUCAAAUCGAAUCCGAUGAGCGCACGUCGUCGGCCAGACGCGCCCGAAUGCCCAGUUGAGGACCUGCGAAAGUUUCUGUGCAUGGUGAAAGGAAUAAUGGAGCGGAAAUCGACGGACAAUAAGUUGGCGGCCGCCGUGGCGCUCAACUUUCCAAAACUGUAAGUGCUGUUGUAGCAUCAAUCACUUAACGCCUGUCUUUUUAGAUUAACACUGAUGCAGUCGAGCGUCCAAUUUAAUGCCCUGGAAAUAAGUCAAUUUGUCGAGCGUGUCCUAUUAUUCUUCCGAAAAUUCACUCGAUUCUCAUCUCCCGCCCGCAAAUCAUUGUACAAUUCCGUAAUAGAGACGGUCAUGACACGGGGAGUCCAUGAUUACAUCCACCAUCAGUUCUACUUUGAAAUCUUCAAGCACACACUGUGCGCGUUUCCGAGCGACGCGUCAGGAGAGCUCGAUUUGCUUUGUCUGCUAAAAUACCAUAAACACGUGGAUCUUUCGAUGCUGAGCAGAGAAAUUGUGCGAAGAGGAUGCAAUUAUUUGCUGAGAAGUGCGCGUCGGCGGAUCCGCUGGCCGACUAAUGAGGAAGCGCAAAGAUACGUGCAUCGUUGUGUGCUCAUUCUCGAGCAACUCAUCGAUUUCUACGUCUUCGACAGGUGGGAGAAUAGAUAUGUGAACGACGAGAUGCCGACGCCGCCGCCACUGAUCCUACUGCUUUGCACUCUGAUGUCGGGCGUCGAUCGCAGCGAAUCAUCCGUUCGAUGCAAACCGAUCACCGACACUAUUCUGCGCGUUUUGAUGAGAAUUGUCCGCAACGACAAUUAUCCGGACAUAAUGUAUCAUGUCACCGCUACGAACAGUAUCUCGUGAGUUGAUUCGGCUACCGCACAACUUCUCAUCACACUCUUCAGGCGCAUACUGAUCAACUGCGAGACGAACUCGGUGCAAUCUGUCGAGACGGCGACCGCACUUCUCGCCAAGCUCAUCCGUUAUCCGGAACUCGUCCGAACAGGCGUAAAUUACAGUGAACACAUUGUGCGAACUGUCCGAUGGCUUCUACGACAGCGUUCCGAAACACCGACCGCCUGCCACAUCAAUUGGGCCACAAUUCACGGCGAAAUUGAACGGGCCGCGCAUGUGGGCAUCGUCGCCGCGCAUGUGUACGGCCUUCGAGAAUAUGUCAUGAAAACUGAAGGAGCUCCGAUGUACGCUGGCCACGUGGCACUUCAAGAAGCGAUACGGAAGUUGUCGUGUGGAGGAGAUUGGAGAGACGGUAAGCCACUCGAUGAGUGCAUUGUGACGAUGGCAAUGGGCAUCCGGAGGAUCGUGGGGCCGAGAGUCGAGAAGCGGAAAGCUGAGGAAGAUGAGGCGGAGAUAGAUGUCAAAAGGGCGAAGAUGGACGUCUAA